AUGUGCGAACAAACGAAACGCUAUUUUUCUCCGCGACUUGUUGAUUAUGUAAUUAUAGUUGGUUGCCGUCACCCAAAUGAAUAUAACCAUGUUACACAAACGCCUGAGCUACUACGUCGUUAUCCAUUAGAAGACCAUAAGGAUUUUGCAUUACCGCCUGACGUUAUAUUCUUUUGUCAACCUGAAGGUUGUAUUAAUACUGGUCAUCAACGAACAGGUUUUCAACAGCUAACAUCAUUUGUAUUUACAUUAACCGAAAAAGAUUCAAAUCGACAACGUUUUGGUAUAUGUGUAAAUUUUUACCGACACUUUCCUCGACGAUCAUGUUCAAUACAUAGUCAUAAUCAACAAAAAACUGAUGGUAAUGAUUCAUCUGAUGAUAAUGCUGGUACAACUAGUCAUUUACCGACAACAAAUGAACAGACGGGAGGAGAUGGAACUGAUAAUAAUGAACGUAAACGUAAAAGACGUUUGAGAAAUAAUACAUUAACAUCUAUUUGCCUUAUAAGUCAUCAUCCAUUUUUUACACGUUUUCGUGAAUGCCUUAUUACAUUAAAAACUAUUAUUGACGCUUGUAAUGAACGUUCAUGUGCAAAGCGAACUGGUGCAUCGAGAGGAAUAUCAAGAGAAACUGUUUGGAGUGUAUUGACCGGUCAAGCUUGUGAAUGCACAUCAAGUAUAGUAGGUCGUGAAGUGCGAGAAAUUGAAACAUGGAUAUUACGAUUAUUAAGUGCACCAGUAUCUAUUCCCGGAAAAACAAAAAUUUUAAUUGAAGUACUUCCAAAUGAACUACCUAUGUUAUUUGCUUUACCAGAUCACACAAGAUUUUCUUUGGUAGAUUUUCCUCUUCACUUACCCCUUGAGCUACUUGGUGUUGAUUUGUGUAUACGUGUAUUAACAUUAAUUAUGCUUGAAAAUAAAGUUGUUUUUCAAUCAAGAGAUUAUAAUGCUUUAACCAUGAGUGUUUUAGCAUUUGUAGCCUUACUUUAUCCACUUGAAUAUAUGUUUCCUGUCAUUCCACUUUUACCAACAUGUAUGACUGGUGCUGAACAACUUCUACUUAUUCCAACUCCAUUUAUAAUUGGUGUUCCGGCAAGUUUUUUUCCUUAUAAAGGUAUGGGAUUAAAAAAAUUUGAUGAUAUAUGGAUUAUAGAUCUCGAUACGAAUCAGAUUAUUCCACCGCGUCAUGCUGAACCAUGUUUUGAUAUUCCAGAAAUGGAAUAUUAUGUGUUAAGUAAUCAUUUAAAACAAGCCGUAGGUAGUAUGUCACAAGAUAAAGAACCGAUACAAAAUUUUGAUACAAUAUUAAAUGAUAAAUCUUUUUUAACAAAUUCAAAAAAAUUACCAUCAACAACACAUAAUCCAUUUAUAUAUGGUAAUGAUAUUGAUUCAGUUGAUAUUGCAACAAGAGUAGCUAUGGUUAGAUUUUUUAAUUCACCUAAUAUACUUGGAAAUUUUAAUGAAUAUACAAGAACAUUAAGAUUACAUCCAAGAGCUGUUGUUGCUUUUCAAUGUAGUAGUUUUGUACGAUCAAGACCAGCUAAAUCAGCAUUUAUUAUUCGAUUAGCAAAAACUCAGGCUGUUGAGUUCUUUGCAGAAUGGUCACUUUGUCCCGAUAAUGUAGCAUUUUUACGUGUACAAACAGGUGUUUUUGAUCCGGCUUUGAUUGGUGAUAAACCAAAAUGGUAUAGCCAAAAUUUAACAGCAAUACCAUUUAAUAUAAUCGAAGAGAAUAGUACACUUGGCCAAGCCGUUAAUUCGUUCAAUGUAAAAUCUAAUGAUACUGAACAAACUCCAACAGAUGAAAGUGGAAGUGAUUCUGAAGAAGAAGAAGAAGAUAGUACAAAUUCUUGUUAUUCAUCAUUAAGUGAUUUUGUAUAUGAAAUGCGUCAUAGUGGAAUUUGUGGAGAAAUUCGAGAGAAUAAAAUUUAUCCAGAAAAUCAAGAAAAAACAGCUUGUGUCGAAUAUUCAACAGUUUAUAGUCCACCAGAUGCAUUACAAAUACCAGAAAAUACAAAGAAACAUCUAACUAUAAAUGAAUCGAAUCCAUCAAUGAGUGAAUCGACUCUAAGUUCAAGUUCAAAUUCAGAUAUAACUUCUAAAUUUAAUUCACCUAUGGAUGAAAAUACUCGAGUAUUAUCUGAUUUAUCAGGAACAAUAAUUGAUAUAGAUUCAAAGUCUAGUUCAGCUACAAUAACACCUGUUGCAAAAAUUUUUCCAAAACCAUUAUUUGAUUCAAAAACAUCUCAAAGUGAAAGAACAUCUACACAAUCAUCACCUCCAUCAGAAAAUCAUCAAAAAAUUCUAUCAAAUACUCAAAAACAACAUGACCAAGAAUCAGAAAAUAAUAAAACAUCGAGUCCAUCUUUACUUGAACAAAUGACUGAUGAAAUUAAUUCAACUACGGCUGUAAGAGUUGUUUCAAAUAUAGCUAAACUAGCAACAAAUAAAAUGUCUGAAAUGUUAAUAUCAUCAUCUGAAAGUCCACGCCAAUCAAAUUCAUCAAGUCCAACUAUAAAUCUUUCAUCACCAUUUCCAAAAUCAAAUCAUAAAAUUGAUAAUUUGAAUUCACUAAAAUCUAGUGGACGAAAUUUAAAUACAGUAAUUGCUAAUCGACAACGAGAUUUUAUUCGACAACAAAGUGUAGAAUUAAAAGCAAAUACACAUAGUGAAAAUCAAUUAUUUUUAAAAGAAAUUGUUACAAAUGUACUUGAAGGAUUAGGUAUUGGAUGGUUAAAAAUAAAUCGUGUCAAAAAAUUAAUGGAAGAUGAAAAUUAUAGAAAUUUUGUACUUGGAAGAUUAAAUGUUAAUUUAGAUAAGAAAUAUUCCGAUGACGAUGAUCAUAUUGAAGAUGUUAAAGUUAGUCGACCCGUAUUUAAAGGUAUCGCGAAUAUUUUACGUGCUGUUAUUCAAGGUCUUGAAGUAACAUUUGAAAAUAAUGGUGUCGGUGGUAUGGCAUCAACAUUUCAAUUACUUGAAAUUGCUCAUACGCAUUAUUGGAUCAAAGAUAAUACUAUGCGAAAUGACUUAAGUCCUAUGUCUGAACGAAAUAGUCCUCUUGCUAGUAGUCGUGGAAGUUUAGCAUCAAUUGAACCCAACAUUUCAGUUAAUUCAAUAAGUCUUUCACCGAAUGUACAAUCCGAAGAGAAGCAAAAUGAUGUUAUAAGUCCAACUGCAAGUUUUGCUGCUCAACUAGGAAGUUUCUGGCGUGAAUCAAAAUCAGUAUUGACGCGUAGUUUUAUAUCUGCAACUCAAGCAACUGCUGCUUUUGCACCAAGUUUUGAACUAUAUAUAAAUCCAAAACAUUCAUUUUCACAUCAUGUACCAUUUCAUUCAACACUUACUGUUACUCCAUCAAUAUCACCCAGUUUGAAUUCUAAAGAACAUCUAUCAUUGAAACAAUCUCAUUCGAUAUUAAACAAUAAUAAUAUUGAUCAAAAAAUCGAUCCAAUUGAUGUUAAUGGUGAUGAAUAUCAGAAUAUAGAAAUUCUAUCUGAUACAAUGUCCAAUUCAUAUGAGAUAUCUACUACAAAUGUUAAUAUGAAUGAUUCAAAUCAAAUAACAACAGAUAAUCAAAUUCGACCUAAUUCAUUGCAUUUAAUCAAUGAACAUAAUUUAAAAACUCUAAUUAAUAUUUCACGUGUUGAUUCAAUAACAACUGAUGAUGAAAGUGGACCAGAUUCAAUUUCAUCGAGUCGACGUGCAUCAAAAAUAAAUCAUCAUCCUAUACGAAUAUCAAAUCAAUGGACUGAUGAUAAAUCAAAACCUAAAGAUGUGCCAGUUGUAUCAACAGCUAAAAGUUCAUUUUCUACUGGAUACAGAUUUCGAAAUGGAUCUUUAAUACAAUUAGCUGGAAAUAAUGUUGUAUCUCCCAAUGAUAAACAAUAUUUAUUUGAAGUUCUUGUUGGUAGUUCUCGUAGUUAUUUAUGGGAUCAAAUGCAAAUAUGGGAAGAUAUGUUACUUGAUGCUAUUGCUCAGGAACGUGAUAUUAUUGGUCUUGAUCAAGGUCCAGCUGAAAUGAUGGAGCGUUAUUAUUCGUUAUCAAGUUCUGAUCGAAAACGUCUUGAAUUAGAUGAAGAUCGUUUAUUGGCUGUAAUGCUUUAUAAUUUAAUCGCAUUUAUGGUUAUGAUGCGUGUUAGUAAAGAUGAAAUUCGUCGAAAAGUUCGUCGAAUGCUUGGUCGAUGUCAUAUAGGUUUAUCAAUGAGUCAACAAGUUAAUGAAUUAAUUGAUAAUAUAUCUAAUUUGAAUGGUAAUGAUGUUGAUUUACGACCAGGACCUAGUCGUAUUUUACAAAAACGAAGUUUUACUGUACAUUGGGGAACAGAUAAUACUGGUGAUAUGCUUUUUAUGGAGGUAUGGGAUGAUUGUCUCAUUCUUCGAAGUGUACUUGGUGAAAUUUAUGAUCGAUGUUGGUUUGAAAAAUUAAUUAAUAUGACAUUUUGUCCAAAGACAAAAGUAAUUUGUUUAUGGCGAAAGGCUGAUGGUGAAACAAAACUGAAUAAAUAUUAUACAAGACGAUGUCGAGAUUUAUAUUUUACAAUAAAAGAAACAAUGGAAAGAGCGGCAUCUCGGAUGAAAGGUUCAUUACCUGAUCAACAAGUUGGUGGAGAAUUUCCGAUCAAAAAUGUUAAUACUGGUGAAGGUGGACUUCUACAAGUUUGUCUUGAAGGUAUUUGUUUAACAUUUGAAAACAAUAAAGAAUUUAUUGACUUACAAAAAAUUCGAAAAUGUACAACACAAAAAGGCGAUAUAUUUGUACUAGAAGAAUUUGAUUCAAAUACAAAACAAAUUCUUAUUCGAAAAUAUAAAUCUUCAAUGGCGCAUAAAAUAUUGUUUGCUUUUCAUCGUAUUGUUUCUAUUUUGCUUGAACGUCAAAAAUUGUCUUCUGUCAAUGAUGAUUCCAUUAAAGAUAACCGUCAUUUGCAGCAGACAACCAAUGGAUUAGUGCAAGCUCGUUUUAUUGAUAAACUUGAAUCAGAUGAACAAACUGAUAAAGAAGAAUUUCCCAUUGAAAAAUAUUCCAAAUUAUUGACGUAUUUAAAAAAUCAUAGACAAUAUACGUAUGACAAUAAUAAUAAUAACAAUGAUUUAUCAUCAAGCAGUACAGAAGACGUUAUUCAAUUACCCAAACGUUCUUUUUUUCUUUUUCCUAAUCGACGAUCAACUAAAAAAAACCGACCAACAUCUAUCUAUGGACGGAAAUCUCAUUGGGAUACAUUUUUUGGAUAA
This is a messenger RNA of Rotaria sp. Silwood2, 5229 nucleotides long. NCBI's taxonomy places the organism in Eukaryota, Metazoa, Rotifera, Eurotatoria, Philodinida, Philodinidae. The record is from the annotation of a GenBank genome assembly.